Molecule: messenger RNA, 636 nt
Organism: Penicillium brevicompactum
Lineage: Eukaryota; Fungi; Ascomycota; Eurotiomycetes; Eurotiales; Aspergillaceae
Exons: 2
Coding region: 1-636 (211 amino acids)
Source: RefSeq, a predicted model, not a curated record
AUGCAUUCGAUCCUCGCCAUAUCGCUCGUCCUAUCACUCGCCCUCUUCUCCACAGCGGCGCUAAACCCCUGCUCGUUCGCGACAAACGAUAUGUCUCUAACAGAAGCCCAACUGAUACAAAUUGCUCCGCAAUCAAAAUCCUGCGACGACGCUCCAGCAAAGGGAGAAUGUGCUACGGCAAAGACAGCCGCCGACUCCAUCUCCCAAUCUUUCAAUACAUACAACGUCACCAAUAAAGCCGAACAAGUCGCAAUCCUCAGCCUGAUGGCCUUUGAAAGUAACGAUUUCAAGUACAACAAGAACCAUUUCCCCGGUAUACUGGGACAAGGCACGCGCAAUAUGCAAUCUCCCGCCUUCAAUAAGAAAUAUGCGAAGAGCAUUCCCGAGCUGAAAAGUAGAUUUUAUUUCGUGGAGAAUAUUCCCGCAGAUCUACUUGACUUGUUGCGUGAGAAUAAAACUUAUGAUUUCGGUUCUGGUGCUUGGUUCCUGACUACGUACUGCUCGAAGGAAGUGCGUUCUGCGCUACAGGAUGGAUCUGAGAAGGGGUGGAAAAAUUAUAUCACAAUUCGAGGAGUUUCAGGUGUGAUUUGCUGUAUCUGGCUCCUCGUGGAGUCAGUGAUCUGGGUUUCUAUCUAA